AUGUUCUUCUCAACAAUCGCUAUUUUAGCUCUCGGAACUGCUGGUGUCAGUUCGAGUGCGGUGCAUAGAAGGGGUUUGGGACUUCAAUCUCGACAACAGGAAGCUGCCCAACCAUUCGUUGGUGCAAAUACCGGUGGUGGUGCUCAGUGCCUUACUCCUGAUUUGAUUCAAGCUGCAAGUGGCAAGACUGGCCAGGAGCCUGGGACUGAUGGAAUCAAAGCAGGUCAAGCUCCCUCUGCGACCAAUGCAAACAAUUUCAUUGCUUUCUGCUCGGGAUUGACCAAAACCAACGGAGUUCAAGUGUCGGGCGGUUCUUGUAACCCAAUUCCAAUGGGAAAGAUUCCUGCUACUGCCAACAUGAUUGCAGCAAUGAUCACCUUCCCUCAACCAAACGAUGUUGUUACUGCUGGCCAAACGUUCAGCAUUUCCGUUCAAACCCAGAAUCUCGAUGCUGGCAAAUUCGUCAACCCAACUACGAACUAUUACACAGCUCCACAGGAUCUCAAUGCUGCAGGAAAUAUCAUCGGACAUUGCCAUGUUACAGUACAGGAGAUUGGCGAUCUCAAGUCAACAACCCCACCAGAUCCAACCAAGUUUGCCUUCUUCAAGGGUAUCGAUGAUGCCGGGGAUGGAAAUGGACUUCUCACUGCUGUGGUAACUGAUGGACUCCCUGCCGGUGCCUACCGUGUCUGCACAAUGAUUGCUGCAGCCAACCACCAGCCCGUUAAUAUGCCUGUUGCUCAACGUGGUGCUCAAGAUGAUUGUACCAAAUUCGAAGUCACGGCUGAGGGCGCUGUGGUCGCUAAUGUUGCUGCUGCUGAGCAGAACGCAGGUGAUGCGAACAACGGAAAGAUGGAAACUGGUAAGGUUGAUGGUGCUGCCAUUGAUCAGUAG
This is a messenger RNA of Glarea lozoyensis ATCC 20868, 894 nucleotides long. RefSeq lists its product as uncharacterized. The coding region runs from base 1 to 894 and encodes 297 amino acids. NCBI's taxonomy places the organism in Eukaryota, Fungi, Ascomycota, Leotiomycetes, Helotiales, Helotiaceae. The record is from RefSeq and is a predicted model, not a curated record. The transcript has 2 exons.